GGCCCGGGUCACCUGCAAGGCGGUCCCGAGCCCCAGCAGCAGCCGCAGGAGCCGCAGCGUGCGCCCGGCUCCGGGAUGGAGGCUGCGCCCAGGCUCUGCCAUAGCGCGGUCCCGGGCAAGCGGCGGCGGCGGCUCAGACGUGGCGUUCGCCAAGAAAGAUGAAGUGCUUUCUGUGUGGCACAGAAGAUUGGCGUCGCCGCCUCUCUAGAAGUGAGAGGUCCGGGUCCUGGAAGACACUCACACUCACCCACCCCCAGCAGGGGAUACCCCCAGUGACUGGAAGUUCCCCCGCUGCAGAUCUGACUUCCGUUCUGUUAAAUCCAUGCGUGCCUUCACAACCAGUUUUAAGCGAAGCUCAGGGGUUCGGACAAACCGAGGUAUAAGCAAGCGGCACUGUUGCAAGCACAGCACUUGGGCUAUUCUUGACAUCUGACCUGACUUUUGAGAGACGUCUGUGUGGGGGGAAUCCUUUUGUUACAUGCAAGAAAAUUUCUGGAGUCAUGUUUUAAUUUUUUUUUCCUGCACUGAAGUUUCUGCAAAGGUCUUCCUAUAAGACGGGAAGUCGGCAUUUUAGCAACUCAGGUUCCUGCGUGUGAAUCUACAGCUCGGGAGUCCUUUUGGCCGCGCGCUCUCGCUCUUUGCGUUCCCAGAGGGCCCUUCCGCGUCGACCGCCAGAGGGAGCCCUUCUCCGAGGGAAUUCAGCUCAGUCACAGAUGGCAUCGCAGUUGCCUGGCAACCCAUUCUGGGCGUCGCAAACAUCUGGGAUCCUAGGCCCUGCGCGUGAGGUUGUGUGGGCCUGCCAUCAACCUUAUAAGAGCGCCUCCCACUGUGUUUUACCAUGCCAUGCACCCGAGAACCAUUCCAGCGCCCCACAGAUGACAACGGUGCCUAUGUGGUUCACUUGCAGACUUCCAAGAAAACGCCUCCUAAGAACCCAACUCACUUCACUCAGUACCAGGAACCAUGGGACCGGCUCAACUCUACUCCCACAAUCACCUCCAUGCGACGGGGUAUUUGGUUUUUUGAUUUCGAGGUACCAAAGGAUGACCUGGAUUUCCGAUUAGCAGCCUUGUAUGAUCACCACUCUGGGGCAUUCAAGAACAAAUGUGAGAUACUUCUUCAAAAGGAGACUGUCCAGAGUACCCAAAGCACACCAUCACCUAGACUGCAAUCCCCUGAAGAACAGACAAUCCAGACCCCACAAGCCUUCGUCACUACCCGAGAUAACAUCAGACAGUGGGUCAACCCCAAGAAGGAAUGCAUCCACAGUAUCCAGGGGUCCAUAGUGUCCCCUCACACUGCAGCCACCAACGGAGGAUACUCCCGAAAAAAUGAUGGCGGCUUCUUCUCCACCUAGUGCUGACAGGCCCCUGGACUAAGUAACCGUAAUGUAAUACCCUGCUGCCCCCUCCAUUAAACUGACCCGUGGGACCUAGCCCCAAGUGUCUUCCCCAUGGACUACAUGUUG
Molecule: messenger RNA, 1468 nt
Organism: Sorex araneus (European shrew)
Lineage: Eukaryota; Metazoa; Chordata; Mammalia; Eulipotyphla; Soricidae
Gene: CFAP276
Product: cilia and flagella associated protein 276
Exons: 6
Coding region: 839-1357 (172 amino acids)
Source: RefSeq, a predicted model, not a curated record